GUUCUGUUUGCAAAACCUAGCCAAUUGGACGUGGCCAAAGAGCAGGCAGACAGGCAGGCAACAGGCAAUAAGAACGCGGCGUACUGUGAAUAGUUUCCGUUCUUCAUCUUUCGCGUGUUCUGUUUGCUUUACAACUAAAAAACUGUUAGUUGUUUUUUUUUUUUUGCUGUUGUUUUUGUUCGCGUUAUCUGCGCUCGCGACAUUGAAGAAAAUUGUGAAAGAAUCUGCAAGAAAAUAAAAACAUUAAUUUCGAUUGCGUGUUUUGUUUCAAUUGUUUGUGUUUCAAUUGAAAAUCAUUUAAAAACAAUUAAAAACAUUUUUUUUUGUGUGUCAGUGCCAACAAGAACAACAACAAUAAAUCAACUAGAGCCAUAUAUAACAUAUAAAACAGCCACAGGAUGAUACCAAUUUUGAAUAAACUGAGCGGCUUCUACAGCACCUAUGUCCUAGGCAUACUCACUAUCGGCUACAUCCUAGGCGAGCUGGGUCACUAUCUGAUCGGCGUCACGUCCAAGCAGACGGCCAUUGAGCUGGACUAUGGAGAUCAUGCCUGCCAGCAGAAUAACAGUAUGUUCACCAGGCACGAACUGAUGACCCAGUGCUCGGACGUUAAGAACGAGAGCAGUUGCUAUUCGCUGGAUAUGAACGGAACGGGCUAUUGCGAGUGGAACUACAAUGGACUGGGCAUCGAUUAUCAGAUACUGGCCGGGCCCACCUUCAUAUUGGUGUUCACCAUUGCUGGCGUGUUCAUGGGCUUUGCGGCUGAUAAAUACAAUCGAGUGAAAAUGCUGACAGUUUGCACUGUGAUCUUUGGCGUUGCGAUUCUGCUGCAGGGCACCGUCAAGGAGUAUUGGCACUUGGUGCUGCUUCGCAUGGUAAUGGCGGCGGGUGAGUCUGGGUGUAAUCCUCUGGCCACGGGCAUUAUGUCCGACAUCUUUCCGGAGAACAAACGUGCCUUGGUCAUGGCCAUCUUCAAUUGGGGCAUCUAUGGCGGCUACGGCAUUGCCUUCCCCGUCGGUCGCUACAUCACCAAGCUGAACUUCUUCGAUAUGGGCUGGCGUAUGUGCUACUUAGGUGCCGGAGUGCUAACGAUUAUUGUCGCCGGACUCACGGGCACUACCCUACGGGAACCGGAACGCAAAUCAAUUGGCGAGGGCGAUCGCACCACAGCGAGCGGCAAACCCAUUUCCCUCUGGCAGGUUAUCAAAAGUCCCGCCAUGAUUAUGCUGAUGAUAGCCGCCUCCAUACGUCACAGUGGUGGCAUGACCUUUGCCUACAAUGCCGAUCUGUACUACAACACCUACUUCCCCGACGUGGAUCUCGGCUGGUGGCUCUUCGCUGUCACCAUUGGCAUUGGCAGCGUGGGCGUUGUCGUCGGUGGCGUCGUCUCCGAUAAGAUAGUCGCCAAAAUGGGCAUACGUUCGCGAGCCUUUGUCCUGGCCAUCAGCCAGUUGAUAGCCACGCUGCCCGCCUUCGGCUCGGUCUACUUCGAACCUCUGUGGGCGAUGAUUACACUCGGUCUGAGCUACUUCUUUGCCGAAAUGUGGUUCGGCAUCGUGUUCGCAAUUGUCGUUGAGAUUGUCCCGUUGCGUGUGCGCUCCUCAACCAUCGGCGUCUUCCUCUUCGUCAUGAACAACAUUGGCGGCAAUUUGCCCAUUCUGGUGGAUCCAGUGGCCAAGGUCAUCGGGUACCGCGGCUCCAUCAUGAUCUUCUAUGCGGGCUUCUAUGGCAUCAGCUCUAUACUUUUCCUGAUCACCUGUUUCCUGCUGGAUGGCAAAGCGAAGCCCAGUUCCAACGAGCAGGAAUCACAGAAGACGCACCCGGAUACCAUCCUGAACGCACGUAAUAUGCACGGCCAUGAUAACUCCGUGUUCAGCGUGGAUGAGACCCUGCCCUCGAAUGGCCGCCCUGCCCAGCUGCCGCAGCAUCUGCAAUUGUCCAAUGGCAAUGGCUACGAGAAGUCACAAUCGAUUCAUCCAAGUCACAAUGGCGCCGAGAGCAGCAGACUGUAGUAUUAUGGAGAUCUUACCUCCGUCUCCGCCUCCGACAUAACAUCAGAUCGCGAAAAAGAGAUAAAUCUAUUUGUGAAAGUGCUUCUAAUAUUUUUUUAUUAUUAUUAUGAUUACUUUAAUUAUAAAAAAAAAAAACAAUUUUUUUUUUAUGUGUGUAAUACUAUUGAUUUUAUAAUUUUUGUAAAAAAUUAACAUAGUCUUAAGUGAGAGAUACAAGGUAGUGCCUUUCUAUAUACAUAUAUAUAUAAAUAAAUUAUAAAUAAACCUGUUUUGUUAGCUCUAAAAAGAACCCUAA
This is a messenger RNA of Drosophila mojavensis, 2307 nucleotides long. Its product is annotated as putative metabolite transport protein HI_1104. Gene Ontology annotation, biological process: transmembrane transport. The coding region runs from base 399 to 2012 and encodes 537 amino acids. Gene Ontology annotation, molecular function: transmembrane transporter activity. The transcript has 3 exons. The record is from RefSeq and is a predicted model, not a curated record. Lineage: Eukaryota; Metazoa; Arthropoda; Insecta; Diptera; Drosophilidae. Gene Ontology annotation, cellular component: membrane.